AUGGAGGUGAUGCUCGCACUGUUGCUACUCCAAUUUCCUCUAACAACUUGUUCACCACUCCGAAGUAACCGACCUGUGAUCAGGUUAGAAGCUUAUAAGACCACACUUGAGAAAGGGCCUUGUAGAGAUGGUAGAUGCUUAAAGCUGAAUAAGGUUCUGCAAAGUGAGGACACAACGACUAGCACGGCACCACCUACUGUCGGCACCAGAAGACUUACAACGACGCCUAUAGAUAUGGAACGAUGCGCUAAUGUUGCUAAGUGUAAUGUAAAUAUAUGGUAUGAUUAA
This is a messenger RNA of Pieris macdunnoughi, 288 nucleotides long. NCBI's taxonomy places the organism in Eukaryota, Metazoa, Arthropoda, Insecta, Lepidoptera, Pieridae. The record is from the annotation of a GenBank genome assembly.